AUGCCAAUGUGGUUGCGGAUGCUGUGCAAGGUCAAGUUCCCUCCUUGGGGACAACAGAUUCUUCAGCCCCCCCCCUCGCUAGGAGCUUUGAACCCACAACGCCCGAAGCCCCCUAGCCCCAUCCGGUUCUCGAACUCGACGAUCUUGUCCCGAGGUGGUGCGGGAAUCCCCUCGGAUCCGGCCCUGACGGCACACGGCGUCGACCAGGCCAAGGAACUCGGCGCCCACCUCCUGACCGUCGAGCCUCCAAUCGAUGCCGUCUACUCAAGCCCCUACUACCGCUGUCUGCAGACCAUCACGCCCUUUGUCUCCCUCAAGGAGGACGAAAUCAACCAAGGCGCCCAAAAAGACGUUGGCGCUAAGAGCGAUGCCACCGUUAUUCGCCCCGAGCAUGGUCUCUGCGAAUGGUAUGGAGCCGCCCCGUUUGACCACCCAACGCCGGCCUCGCCGGAUGUGCUGAAGCCCAUGUUCCGUCACCUCGAUGCAGCGUAUCAGAGCCGCGUGUUUCCCGCCCGCAAGGGCGAGACCAUCGCUCAAUUGCACGACCGCGUCGCCGCUGCCGUUCAAGCCAUCAUUGAGCAGUGCGAUGCCGAGGGCAAGCGCGCCGUCGUCCUGUGUUCACACGCAGCCUCAAUCAUUGCGCUUGGUCGGGUGCUUACCGGAAAUAUGCCCGAGAACAUUGAUGCGGAAGACUUCCGAGCCUUCACCUGUGGGUUGAGCAUGUACCGGAGAAAAUCACCGUCUUCUUCGGAACGAGCGCAAUGGGUCUUUUCAACUGACAACCAACAGGUCCUGGUCCUGGUUCUGAUGCUGGUGCCCCAGCAGAAACCACUCCUUGGAGAAAUGGUCGGGGAGUUGGAGGAGGGUGGGAGAUUCUCGGGCGACGAGUCCUUUUCCGCGGCCGAGAAGUCAUCGGAGGUGGACGCUGGCCUGGCGCUCGGCGUGGUGGUGGAAGGAACAGUGAGACCCGACAAGGCCUCUCCCCACAGAGGAGCUGCAGGUCAUCAUCGCCUCUAG
This is a messenger RNA of Colletotrichum chrysophilum, 1017 nucleotides long. RefSeq lists its product as uncharacterized. The record is from RefSeq and is a predicted model, not a curated record. Bases 1 to 1017 code for a protein of 338 amino acids. Lineage: Eukaryota; Fungi; Ascomycota; Sordariomycetes; Glomerellales; Glomerellaceae. The transcript has 4 exons.